AUGGACUGCAGUGGACUGAAAUCUGAGGAGAAAACCAGAACCUCAAAGCUCCUCAAUGAAAUAAACGAGAUCUACGUUACCAAGAUAUCAGAGAAGAGGCAUUGCAAUCAGACUAGUUCUGACUCAGUGGAGAAGACAGUGAUUCUGCUUAAAGAGAAAGCAGAAAGAGGAGAUGCACAAGCCGCCUUCCUCCUGGGACAGUUACACUACGAGGAGGACCGCUACGCAGAAGCAGAGAUCCUCUUUGAUGGCAUUAAAGAUGAAGAUCCUCGAGCUCUUCGUUAUCAGCUGGCUGUCAUAUAUUACGAUGGCCUUGGAACCAAAGAGGACCUUGUGAGGACCGUAUUGUGUUCUCGUGGCAGUCUGGAGUCUCAGGGCGCUCUGGGCGUCAUGUAUCCAUGCUCUGAUCUGUACGGUCAAGGAGUGCGGAAGGACCCAGAUGCUGCCCUGUUCUGCCUGAAGGAGGCAGCAGAGAGAAGAAACGUCUAAGCUCAGGGUCACCUGACGGCCUGCUACUACCACAGGAAGCUCUACUCCAGAGCAGCUGCCCUGGGAGAAAGAGUGUGCAGAUACGAGGACAUCAGUGCCAUAGCACGGCACACAGACUGUCUGGAGGAGUUCAUCAGGAAGGGCAUCGCUAUAGCCAUGUUUUACUCCGCGCGCUGCCUUCAGCUGGGCCGAGGCGUCCCGAAGAACAGAGACAGAGCAAAGGUACCGUUCGCCAGUUCACACAGGCUGCCAGGAUCGAUCCGAAAAUCUGUAAGGAGCUGCAAAUGGACGUCGUACAAGCAAAACCCCCUAGAAGAAAACAAAAGAGAGAAAGAAAAGCAGAAGAUGACAGCUGGCAGUGGACCUGGCCUGUUCUUCCAAUCCCACACAUCAACGGAUUAAAACACUAACAUAUUC
Sinocyclocheilus rhinocerous is the source of this 906-nucleotide messenger RNA. Its product is annotated as LRP2-binding protein. Lineage: Eukaryota; Metazoa; Chordata; Actinopteri; Cypriniformes; Cyprinidae. The record is from RefSeq and is a predicted model, not a curated record. Gene Ontology annotation, molecular function: protein binding.